UGCUUAGCGUUGUAAUGACAUCAUCAGUGCGCGAACGUAACCUUGCGCUGCUCUGCAACAAUUGUCGAAUCAACUGCAGAAACACAACCGAAGCAGCUUUAUUUCGCUUAAUUAAUGAAUUAUGAACAAGUAUGUUUUACCUGUUUCGGUCUUCGGAACGGCUAUUGGGUGCGCUGUCUUAAUAAAGAACCAUGUGACAGGGGGCCGCUGUCAUAGCAAAGCUAAGUUAAACGGGAAGACGGUGGUGAUAACUGGAGCCAACACAGGCAUUGGCAAAGAGACGGCACGGGAAUUGGCCAAGAGAGGGGGGCGUGUCAUUAUGGGAUGCCGAGACAUGGAAAAGUGUGAGGCGGCUGCCAGAGAAAUCCGCGGCAACACCCUGAAUCCUCAUGUCUAUGCAUGUAAGCUGGACUUGGCCUCCAUGGCAUCCAUACGGGAGUUUGCAGAGAGGAUCAAAGAAAAGGAGCAGCGUGUGGACGUGUUGAUAAACAAUGCAGGGGUCAUGAGAUGUCCCGCCUGGAAAACAGAGGAUGGAUUUGAGAUGCAGUUUGGAGUUAAUCAUUUAGGCCACUUCUUAUUGACAAAUCUUCUGCUGGAUAAGUUAAAAGAGUCCGCCCCCAGCAGAGUGAUCAACCUUGCCUCGCUCGCCCACAUCGUUGGAAAGAUGGACUUUGACGACCUUAACUGGGAGAGGAAGAAAUAUGACACCAAGCAAGCGUACUGUCAGAGCAAACUUGCCAAUGUUCUCUUUACAAGAGAGCUGGCCAAGCGCUUACAAGGAACAGGAAUCACAGUGAAUGCAGUGCACCCUGGCAUUGUUGCCACAGAGCUUGGCAGGCACACUGGUCUGCACCGAUCUUGGCUCUCCAGCACUACUCUCAGUCCUUUUUUCUCCCUGUUGGUAAAGAACCCAGAGCUUGGGUCCCAGCCCAGCAUCUACAUGGCGGUGGCCGAGGAGAUGGAAGGCGUGACAGGACGCUACUAUGACGUGUUUUCAGAAAAGGAGCCGGCGCCCAACGCUAUGGAUGAGGAGGCAGCUCGCAGGCUGUGGGAGAUCAGCAGCAGGCUCGUGGGCCUGGAGGAGAAAGAACUGUCUAGCAUGCCAGCACAAAGUCAGCUCAGUGCUGAGAAGACACAUGGACACAGCAUGGGACCAGUUGUUGGAGCUGCAGGCUUGUAGCAGAUCAAAUAUUAUCCAAGGUUUUGAUUGGCUUUCUUAUAUCAGGGAGUUUUGCUUUAAAUGUGUUCUGCAACAAAAGAUUGUGGUCUAUUUUUAAUGUUAUGUGCAUAAGGGCAUACAGCGGGGAAAUUAAAUUAUCCACACUGUUUGCAAAAUAUCCGUAGGGUACAGUGAUUUCUAUCCAAAAAGCACCACAUGGGAUUUUGAUGUGUUCAAGGAUGGAAAUGUAUGUGGGGCUGUGUGCAAAAUGUAGAGCAACAGCGCCCCCUGGCUGCUAGGUUUUUGCCACAAACACAUUCAAAAAUAUAUCUUAAUACAACCCCUGUCAAAAAAUAUAGAAUCGCUCAUUCUUGGAGGAUUCACUUUAUAGGAAAAAAAAAACAGACAUGACACAAAACUAUAGUGAUUUCAAAUGGCAACUCUCUUGCUUUGAAAACAAAAAUAAGUCAAAAAAACAAUUUAUGGUAGUCAGCAAGUUUUUUGUUUUAAUCAAAAGUAAAAAAAAAAACAUGCAAUCACUAACUUCUGAUGAAGAAAUUAUGGAAUCACCAUGUCACUUUUCAGUUCCAAAGCUUACAGCUACAUCAGAUUCAAUCUGUCAGUCUGCAGUUAAAAACGAGUGUGCAAACCUUGGGAGAGCUGUUGCACCAGGUAGAAUGACAUGAAUCAUGGCUCCAACACAAAAGAUAUCAAUUGAAACAAAGGAGAUGAUUAUCAAACUUCUUUAAGAAGGUAAAUCAUCAGGCAAUGUUGCAAAAGCUGUUGUUCAGUCAGCUGUGUCUAAAAUCCAGAACACGUGCAAACAUGAGAAGGUUGUAAAAGACGAGCAUACUGGUAGAAAACAACUUAAAUAUGUUUUGAAAACAGAAAAUGCACAGUGAAACAAAUUGACGGAAACUGGAGUCACUGUCUGUGACCGAACUAUAAGAAACCGUCCAUCCAUCCAUCCAUUUUCUACCGCUUGUCCCUCUCGGGGUCACGGGGUGCUGAAACCUAUCCCAGCUGCACUCAGGUGGAAGGCGGUGUACACCCUGGACAAGUCGCUAUCUCAUCGCAGAGCCAAUACAUAUAGACAACAAUCACACUCACACCUAAAGGAAAUAGGAUUUUAAUACAGAAAAGCUCAAUGAAAGUCAUCUUUAACAUCCACAAAUUUGAAAAACAUUUAUUUUUACCUUGUGAACACGACUGCUGAUGAAUUUAUAUUGUUACUUGGUUCAAAUCCCACCUAGUACCAACCUCGUCACGUCCGUUGUGUCCUGAGCAAGACACUUCACCCUUGCUCCUGAUGGGUGCUGGUUGGCGCCUUGCAUGGCAGCUCCCUCCAUCAGUGUGUGAAUGGGUAAAUGUGGAAGUAGUGUCAAAGCGCUUUGAGUACCUUGAAGGUAGAAAAGCGCUAUACAAGUACAACCCAUUUAUCAUUUACUUUUAUGAAUGUAUUUUAUCAUUUUCACCAAGUUCAUAGCAUAAGUUUGACUUUAAGCUCAUGUGGAUGUCUCCUAUACAGCAGUGGUCCUCAACCUAUUUGUAGCUGCGGACCGGUCAACGCUUGAUAAUUUGUCCAGCGGCUUUGGAGGGGGGGUUGUCAUGAAAAAGGAAGUUUUUUUUGGGUUGGUGCACUAAUUGUAAGUGUAUCUUGUGUUUUAUUAUGUUGAUUUAAUUAAAAAAAAUGUUUUGAUUAAUAAAAAAUUCUUCUGCAGCCCGGUACCAAUCGAGCCGCGGCCCGGUACCGGUGGUUGGGGACCACUGUCCUAGAUCAGUGAUUGUGGCAAAGGUACUGUGAACUCUGAACUGUGGUACACAUGGGCCCUAUCUAGUGGUGCUCCAAAGAAUCAAUUAAAUAUUGUAUGUGCAAUUAUCCAUUCAUCCAUCCAUCCAUUUCCUACCGCUUGUCCCUUUCGUGGGUCGCGGGGGGUGAUGCACUUAAUUCAUUUUGUUUUAUUUUUGUUUAUUCAAACACUAAUGUUAUUGUGGCCAAAUAUAUUAAAUAUACUUUUUAGGUAAAA
This is a messenger RNA of Nerophis ophidion (straightnose pipefish), 3186 nucleotides long. Its product is annotated as retinol dehydrogenase 13-like. The transcript has 7 exons. Lineage: Eukaryota; Metazoa; Chordata; Actinopteri; Syngnathiformes; Syngnathidae. Bases 122 to 1180 code for a protein of 352 amino acids. The record is from RefSeq and is a predicted model, not a curated record.